UAUAAUCAUUAUGAGGAGUACCUCAUAAUGAUUAUAUGCUUUAAUUACAAUUCAAGUACACAACAAAUAAAAAGUAUGCUGUGUUGCCAGGAAACCGCUGUGUUCAGGUCAUAGAUAUAUUUAAUGUUUGUUAUAUAUAUAUGUAUAGAAAUAUUUAAUGUUUGUUAAUAAAUGAUAAGGAGAGAUCAUAGUUUGGUGACGUUUGUUUCAUAAAAUGGACUGCUGUGAUACAACCAGUCAAGUGUGUAUUUUUGAAAUGAUUGGGGUUUUUUUUAAAAUAAAUGCUACUUACAUGUGGUAGAGCCACUCUGCAGUUAUAUUAUGGUUGUAGUGCAAACGGGUUGGCUCGACCGCAGAAGGAAUUAGGCAAUCCAUCUUGGUCCUAAUAAGUGACAACACAACAUUUUGAUUACUAAUAAAAUACAUAUGUAGAUGUCUAUGGAUGACAACAUCCACUUACUAUCAGGUGGACUGUGCUUGUUUGUCACCCUUAUUCUAUAAGAACAAAAAAGUUGGUUUACUUUUCUUAAUAAUCUGAAUAAUAAUAUCAUAGUACUGUCUUGCCACUCAAUUUUGCUGUAUUUACCCUGGGUACCUUACCAUUAAUAAUAAUAUGAUAAAAUUAUUAUUAAUGGUAGGGUACCCUUGUUUGCCAGUGUUUUAUUAAACCUAAUUCAUGGGGUUUUCUCUUAUUUCAGAUAUGUCUAAUUUGGAACUAGAGGACAGUGAAAAUAUUUGUGGUGGAGAUAUGAAAAAUUUAAUUUUCCCCAAUUUAGAUGUAAGAAAGUACGAAAGUAAAGUUACUGAUAAAUUUUUACUUACAUACCAGGAUGCACGUGAGGUGUUCCUAAAUUGUCAGACGUGGCUGAACAAAGCUAAAGAGUACUACAAAUUGGAAUCUCUAGCUUCUGAUUACAUAGAAUUAAUACAGGAUAGUUCUCAGUCAUAUGCGUACCUUGCUUUCUUUGAAGAGGAUGACGAAAGAAGAGCAAAAAUGCACAAAAGACGUAUAGAUAUGCUCGAAGAUUUGAUUAAAGAAAUUAAUCCAACAUACUAUAUGCAGUUUUGUCGACAAUUGUGGUAUGAAUUGGGAGAAAUUUACUCUGACAUUUUAAACAUAAAAUUGGAUAAACUCAAUAAAAGUAAAGAGAAACCUACGCCACACUCAUUGAAUAAAAUUAACAUGUUAUGUGAGAAAAGCAUUGAAAACUAUGACCAUUUCUUAGAUUCUGUUAAGGAUAAGAACGGGAAAAUGCCUCAAAAACUGGAAUACGAUUUAAUACGUCCUGUUAUAAGCACAUAUGCCUUCAUAGGUAGAAACAGUAUGAAAAGGAUUGCAGUAGAUAAGAGCAUACAAUUGAGUAAUGUAAAGAAAAGCUAUGAUUCAUAUCAAGCCGUAGUUGAUAUUUGUAAGAAUGAUGAGGAGGCAGCUGCCAUGAUGCAUGAGGAGUUCAGCUUGUGUCAAGAGAUGGUAAAUAUUUUGCCAAUAAAAAUCAAAAGGCUUGAAAAUGAAUUAGUCUCAUAGAUAAUGUUUAAAAAAGAGAAAAAUUACAUGCUAGUCUGUAGCCAUCGAUGGAAUUCACAUGAGAUUUAAAUCAGUUUCACACUCUUUGUACACUCCUAGUAAGAAAAAACGAACUAUAACCUAAGUAAGUAAGCAAAAGGAUUUUUCCAUAAUUAUAUAUUAUAGGUAGGUAUAUAUUAAUUACGACCGUUUUAUAAAAAAUAUCGUAAAAUAAUAUUCAUAUGUUAAUCUCUACUAUGUUUAUAAUUAUACAACAAUUUGAGCUACUGUUAAUGCUUGGUGAUUUAUAUACACACACAUCUCAUAAUAUAUUAAAAUGUCGUUUAACCUCUCAGACCUUGAUAUUUUAUUGGACAACUUAGUCAGAACUGUGGUCAAGCCAAAGAGUAUAGUAGGUCAGGCCAAACACAAUUGGACAUAGUUAUACAAAAACGUUCCAACCCACAAGUCAUUCAUCAUCGUCACGAAGAUGUCAAAAUAAGUAGAUCUGUAUAUUUAACUCAUUUUUGAUUGUUUCUCCCAUGACUGACUUGACAUUGGCAGAAUUCUUUUAAGAGAAGCCAAAAAGUAAAGAAUAAGCAGAACUCAUUUUUGAAUGACUUGUGGGUUGGAACGUUUUUGUAUAACUACGUAAAAAAUUUUUAAUGAUGAUAAAUAUAACUCAGAGUCAUUAGGUACUAUGUUCUUACCC
Messenger RNA from Parnassius mnemosyne (clouded apollo), 2216 nucleotides. NCBI's taxonomy places the organism in Eukaryota, Metazoa, Arthropoda, Insecta, Lepidoptera, Papilionidae. The record is from the annotation of a GenBank genome assembly.